Lolium rigidum is the source of this 546-nucleotide messenger RNA. RefSeq names its product co-chaperone protein p23-2-like. Bases 47 to 499 code for a protein of 150 amino acids. The record is from RefSeq and is a predicted model, not a curated record. Lineage: Eukaryota; Viridiplantae; Streptophyta; Magnoliopsida; Poales; Poaceae. Gene Ontology annotation, biological process: protein folding; chaperone-mediated protein complex assembly. The transcript has 6 exons. Gene Ontology annotation, cellular component: cytosol; nucleus. Gene Ontology annotation, molecular function: Hsp90 protein binding; protein-folding chaperone binding.
CCCUCCACAAACCCUACUCCGCCCUCCGCCGCCGCGCCAUUUCGCCAUGAGUCGUCAACCUGAGGUGCUAUGGGCUCAACGCUCAGAAAAGGUUUACUUGACUAUCUCAGUGCCAGAUGCAGAAGAUGUUGUGUUGAAGAUUGAACCUCAGGGAAUCCUUAGCUUCUCAGCCACUGCCCAUGGGGAAUCUUUUAGCUUAACUUUGGAGCUAUUUGAUUCUGUACUGCCAGAGGGAAGUAAAACAAAGAAAAAGGUGGGCUCGCGAAACAUAAUCUGUACUAUACAGAAAGAUAAGAAAUGUUGGUGGAAGCGCUUGCUAAAGUCAGAGGAAAAGCAUCCAUACAUCAAAGUUGACUGGAACAAAUGGCACGAUGAGGAUGAAGAGUCUGAGGCUUCAGUAGGUUCGGACAAUGACUAUGAUGAUGGGGAAAAUGAGGAAAGCGAUGGUGAUGAUGGACUGCUAUAUCUCCCUGACCUGGAAAAGCUGAGAGGGAAAUGAGUAGACAGCUUGGAUGAAGGAAGUAGGUUCUGCUGUAGCAAGUGACU